Molecule: messenger RNA, 187 nt
Organism: Strongylus vulgaris
Lineage: Eukaryota; Metazoa; Nematoda; Chromadorea; Rhabditida; Strongylidae
Source: the annotation of a GenBank genome assembly
GUGUUGGAGUGCUGGCAAUGGACAGACCGCACGAUGGUGGAAUGAAGGAGAGACGAUAACUAGAGGCAAAUAUUGGUACAUGUGUCAAGGCGGCCGACUUGAACCACGUGGAUGUGUAACCGAGUCAAAUCGCAUGCUCAACAUCGGCUCUACAAUCGAAGCCGGAGGUUACGUAGCCGUUUGUGAA